GCAAUGGUUUCGUACAGGCCUCUCAGCGCGGUUUCCUUUGUCGCUUUUCGUCGUUCAGUGGCCGUUUGCAAGUUUGGUGUCAAGAAGUGAAGAUCUCCUGAGAUCUUAGGUCAUCGCUCCAUCUCUGCUAAGAAAUUUACAUCUGCUGAAAUCUGAGGUCAUCGCUCCAAUAACGACAAAAAUGGCAGCGGCUCCCAGCAGCGAGCCGUUGCACGAAAUGCUUUCGGCUGCGAUCUACCUCGAGGAUUAUCUAGAUUGCAUCGAAGAUAUGCCAUUGAGGUUCCAGAAGUGUGUGACCAGUAUGAGAGAAUUUGCUGGGCCCUUGCAGGGUGUAUUGGAAGAUUUGGAGUCACUUGAGCAAGAUCUGCGAGAUAGUGAAGGAGAUGCUGCAGCUCAUGAGAAAUUCAGACAGCAUGCUGAAGCUUCACUCAUCAAGAUGAAGGAGCUGAAUGAUGUGAAACUCCAAUACUUGGAGGAUGCCAUUGAUCUCAUUGAAGACAAGAUAUGCCUCCUGAAGACUGAUCAAAAGAGUCUUGACAUGGGAAAGGAUGGAGAGAAAGGUGAUUCCUUGAAGGAUGUUAUGGGAGAUCGAGGUAAUAAGCGAUCCCGUAGGAGUGCCAGAACUGAUUUCAACCAUGGAGAGACCGGAUCUGAAUCAGGAGUGGUUGAAAAGUCCCCUGCACCUCAUCCAAAGAGGGCAGCAAGACGUAGAAAGAGAAAACAGAAAAUCGAGAAGGAGCCUGCAGAAGAAUCGCCGGGAGAUAUUCCCAUUGAUCCUGAUGAACCAACUUACUGUCUGUGUGAACAGGUUUCAUUCGGUGACAUGAUCGGAUGUGACAAUGACCUGUGCCCUAUUGAGUGGUUCCAUUUCUCCUGUGUCAACUUGAGCUGCAAGCCAAAGGGAAAGUGGUACUGUCCACGGUGUCGAGGCGAUAAACCAACUGUCAUGAAGCCCAAGGCACAGUUCUUGAAGGAACUUGAGAAGUACAACAAGGAGAAGGAAGAGAGGAAUGGCAAGGAGAAGUCAUGAGAGCUUGCCUUUUCAUUUUCUAAAAAAUGAGUUGUAUCUUUCACUGGAAAGGAGUCUAAUGAUUCCAGUGCAGUUGAAGUACAAACACUUUCAUGAACUUGCUUUUGUAAAGUUUGAUAUCAGUUGUUGAUCCGAUACAAUUUUCCUAUUUCUUUACAUGACCUCAUGCCUGGAUGAUUGAGAUUCUUUUCAUGAAGAAUUUCCCUCCAAGUUUUUUAAAGAUAUUCC
This is a messenger RNA of Darwinula stevensoni, 1258 nucleotides long. The record is from the annotation of a GenBank genome assembly. Lineage: Eukaryota; Metazoa; Arthropoda; Ostracoda; Podocopida; Darwinulidae.